Messenger RNA from Neoarthrinium moseri, 1095 nucleotides. RefSeq lists its product as uncharacterized. Bases 1 to 1095 code for a protein of 364 amino acids. The record is from RefSeq and is a predicted model, not a curated record. The transcript has 2 exons. NCBI's taxonomy places the organism in Eukaryota, Fungi, Ascomycota, Sordariomycetes, Amphisphaeriales, Apiosporaceae.
AUGCCUUCCAUAAUACAGCAAUUACCAAGCGCCGUCGAUUACAGAGGGCAGAUCAUUGCCAAAGAGGCUACUGGCGAGUGGAAGGCCGUGGCAUUACGAUCGAGUGACGACAACCGCGAGGCACUGUUGUCUUCCGAGCCUUGCGACUCUGAAGAAAAAGCAAAAGAGUCUCUUUACAUCAAAUCCGCCGAGGCUACCGCUGUCUACAUCAAGACCAAUGGUUUCGCCCUGUUGCGGGAUCUGAAGAAGGGCGAUACCGACACGGACGAUGACGAGACUGCAUCCGUGGUAUCCGAGCGCUCUGCGUCAUCCACUGCCGCCCUCUCUGUAUGGUCAAGCUCUGAUGAGGAGCUCAUAACACCAGCCUCUUCAUCACCGAAAGGCGGCCGCCCAGCUACCAAGGUCAUUCGCAAAGGCCACAAGAGUGCCAAGACGCGGCAACCCCGAGAUUGCAAGGGUGAAGACUCGGACGACAAUCUAGACGCUCCCCGGUGCAUCGUGAGCACUGUGCGUCCACCUGGAGGCUCUCGAUACCCUGCCGCUCCUUCCCCUGACUGUCACCCUCCUCCGCCUCCACCUACAUAUCGUGGCGUUGGAAUGAUGCCUAUGCAGAAUCCGCCUCCUCCGCCUCCUCCAGGCAUGGGAGGUCGCCCAUUCGGCGCCGGGUUCCCCAAUCUUUCGCCGCCGCCGCCACCACCGGGAAUACGACCUGGGGGGCCAGUACGCGUGUACGACGUUCGACUAACCAUCAGAUGGCUCCAUCAUAGUGAGCAACGGGUUUUUGAGUCUUGCCGUGCCUCCAUCCGAGCUCUACAGGACGCCUCACUGACUUACAUCCGAAGCCAUAUGGAUGCGUUUAACAAUGUCACACCACUGGAUCACUCGCCCAACAAGGUUUGGGCCUUGCGUGCCAACGUCAGGCAGGCAUUUUUCGGCCCCGAGAAGUACGACAUGAGUGGCUACCGAGGUGACGAUCUCACAAAGCUGUUCAACGUUGUUGGGAAGAAUGACAUUCCCCGAUUCGAAGUUGAAGUGGACUAUGUCAGGCCUACGCCACCUGUUAUCGUCACCCCAUCCGGUGUUUUCGACGAUUGA